CUUUCUCUUAACUUUCCCUCUCCCGCUCUCUCUCCUCACAUCUGGAGGGUAUCUGCCGUGGCUGUGUGACUCCUCGCCUGCUAUGGGACAGCUUGUUUUUGGACUGGACGUCAGACUUCAGUGCGCUUCAGCAAACCUUGGUCGGACGGGGUAAAGUAGCAGACCAGCAGAACAUUGCUUUGGCAGACUUCUUCGCUGCAUGUUUUAUGGAUGGCUGCUGCCCUUCAAGUUGUUGAGGCUCGAAGCUUCAGACACGCAGAGGGCAGAGAACCGGACGUCUUUUGUUGCUAGCCUGGAAAGCUCGGCAUGGCCUUUCCCAAGCAUUCCAUCCUGCAGGCCCUGAGUGUGCUGCUCUUGGCCUUGGUGUUGGUGCAUUGCCAGGCCCCUCUUGAGCCAGAGGAAGAGGAGGAGGAAGAGCCAAUAAAAGAGAACAACAUCUCAACAAUGGUGACGAAAUCUGAGCUGCUUGAAUGUCCGCUGGAGUGCAGCUGUACGGCAGAAGGCUCGGUGGACUGCGCUGGAGUCGAUCUCACGGAGUUUCCCGCCGAGCUGUCGGACCAAACUCGCCAGCUCUCUCUACAGAACAACAGAAUCAAGGAGAUAACAGUGGAGCACAUCUCCCAUCUGCAUCAGCUCGAGACCCUCAACCUUCAGAACAACUGGCUUACAUCAGCUGGCCUUGAAGAUGAAGGUUUUGAGAUGCUUGAAGAGCUGGCUUAUUUAUACCUGGCAAAUAACAAGCUCACCUCAGCACCAAUAGUCCUACCACCCUCUUUGGUUAGUGCUGAUUUUGCUGCUAAUCAGCUUACAAAGAUCUACCCGUAUACAUUUGGCCAAAAACCCAAACUGAGGUCUGUGUAUCUCCAUAACAACAAGCUGACAGACGCAGGGUUUCCUGAACAUGCGUUCAAUGGUUCUGACAACCUGGAGAUCCUCAUCAUGUCCAGCAACCUCCUGCGGGUCGUCCCGAGGAACCUGCCCUCCAGCCUCUUCCGUCUUCAUCUGAAGAGUAAUAAGUUGGAGGAAAUUCCUGCAGGGGCCUUUGACACCUUGUCAAACCUCAGAGAGCUGUAUCUCCAGAGCAACCUCCUCAACAAUGAGGGCAUGGACAACAAGACUUUCAGCGAAUUGAGCAGCUUGGAGUUUUUGGACUUGUCAAAUAACAACUUAAGUGUGGUCCCCACGGGGCUGCCGCGCAAUCUAGUACUGCUUCAUCUAGAGAAGAACUCCAUUCGUAGCAUCCCUGGAGACGCUCUUACUUCUGUCCGAAACCUCGAGUACCUGCUCCUUCACAAUAACAAGCUGCGCUCACGUUCCAUCCACCCGUCUGCCUUCCGGGGUUUGAAGAAGCUACACACUCUUCACUUGUACAACAACUUGCUGGAGAGGGUUCCCAGGGGCUUGCCUAAGAGGGCCAAGACCCUCAUGCUGCUUCACAACCUCAUUACUGACAUUAGCCGUAACGACCUGGCCAUGCUGUACACCCUGACAGAACUCAACCUCAGCUACAACAAGCUGACGAGUCCCAAGCUUCACCGCGAGGCCUUCCGGAAGCUGCGUGUUCUGGAAACCCUGGAUCUGUCGGGAAACAGCCUGUCCUCGUUCCCCCUGGGUCUUCCUCGCAGCCUGCAGGUGCUCGAAAUCAAGAACAACCAGCUUAACUCCAUACCAGAUGGUACACUGACGGGCAUGGAGAAGCUACGGAAGCUCAUCCUGAGUGACAACCAGCUGAAACUGAAUUCAGCCUACCAGGGAGCCUGGAUGGAGCUGACUGCGCUCACGACACUAGACCUGUCUGGCAACCAGCUGUCACACAUCCCGUCCGACCUGCCCGAGUCCCUGGAGUACCUUUACCUGCAGAGUAACCGUAUCUCAAGUGUUCCUGCUUCAGCAUUUGAAGGCACUCCAAACAUCAAAGGCAUCUUUCUCCGGUUUAACCGCCUGGCUGUGGAUUCUGUGGACGAAAGCUGUUUCGCACACCUGUCCAACUUGCAAGUACUGGACAUUGGCACAGGAAACACCGACCUCCCCUUUAAAAGAGAGGAGAUAGAGGAGGAACUGGAAGCAUAAGACACGGUUAGCUGACAUUGGACCGCUUAGUGUCAAGGACAGAAACUGAUUAUAAAUAGGAAUUAACCCUUGAAUGUAAUUCCAGUGCUAUUAUUGUUUGGAAGUUACAUAUCUCUGGUGCAGGAUACCGGAUAAAGUUAUUUUAGUUUCCUUUUUUUAGGCUGGUUAUUAUAGCAUAUCUUUAUAUCUGAACUUUAAAUAUUUGUUUUGGACUGUUGACACGCAACAUAUAUUGUCUGAUUGUGUUUUUGUGCAUUAAAAACAAAUACAUUACAUACAGUAGGUAAAUGUCAAUUUUCCCAUGUGAAUGUUUCAGAAUCAAUACCACAAUAAAGUAGUAAUUAGUGUUUUUACACCAAGGGUAAAAGAUUAGCAGUUUCAUUUUAAAACCAAGAAAGCCCUUAGUAAUCAAAAAUCAUUUGACACUCAGUACAAAUGAUAUUGCUGCAAUUCAAUUUCAUUAUGAUUGAAGCAAGUUUCACUGCUUUACCAGGCCAUCAGAAAUCUCUUUCUGAUGGGGAAAUGCCACCGUGAUCUCAGCUCUCUCCAAAGCCACCAGACUCCAUUCAAAAGACACUAAUUUUACCUUGCAGAGCACGGGAAUUGCUGGCUUGCUACUUGUCAAUGAGAAACAACACCCAAGGGAUUCAUGAGACACAAUGCAUAAGGUCAUGAACUGUAUAGGUAAAUGUACAGGACAUGAUGCACAUAUUGCUUAAUGAGUUCAGUAUUUCUUUGUUGGAUGACAUUGUCUUUUUUAUUAAAAUAAUGUAACGUGUUGAUUUCCAUUGGACCACAAUUUGGUGGGACGCUCUCCAAAGACAGACCGAGUAGCCACCCAGAGCAUGUUAGCUAGCGCCAGUGGACAAUAAGUGUGACAUUUCGAACAGAACCCUUGGACUUGUGUUGUUAAAUUGCACUUGAUGUUACCACCAGUUAACACAGCUGCUGUCAAACCAACCAGGAAUUAAUUCUCAAGGACUGUUAAUUCAGAGACUAAAGCUUAGCUGGGUGUUCUCACUCCCAACUCGUCAAAUACGGCAGGUGGUCAGCAGUGGUGGAAGAAGAAGAGUAUGUUUUUACCUUAUGUAAAAUAAGCAAUACUACAUUUUAAAGGUAUUUUGUUACGAAUAAAAGUACUGCAUUUCACUUCAGUAAAAGUAGAAAAGUACUCAUCAUGCGUAAUAGCCUAUUUCACAAUCUUAUUUAUAUUGAGUUACUAUUAAGAUUAUAUAUAAUAAUAAUCUAAACCUAAAAAGUAUCAAGUAAUAAAAAGCUGUCAAAUAAAUGUAGUGGAGUAAAAAGUGCAGUGGCUUCUAAAAAGUAUUGUCAGUAGUACAAAGUAGCAUAGACUGAAAAUACUCAGGUAAACUACAAAUAACUCAAAAUUGUAUUUUAGUACAGUACUUGUACAUGUAAAAGUACAUUGUUACUAUCCACCACUGGUGGUCAUUGGCCUAGGCAUCAAACUAUGAUGCUCCAUUCACCUCUUGAACCACAGUUUUGCAUGUCAGCUCUCAUCUAGUGGUCGCAAUUAUUCUGACGAGAGUUAAGUGUGGCGUAAUAAGAACGUUAGUUGUGCAGUUAGUUGGAUGGUCUUUUACCCAGGAGACCACUUUGUGUUACGUGUAAAGCCAAAAGUCAAUGUUGACUUAUUUUUACUUACUGAAUCCAACCAAAUAGUUUCAUUCUCUAAACCUAACCAAGUACUAAUGUUAACUUACGGUACAGAUGCAAUGUACUUAACCUAAUCAUAUGUUGUAGAUAAAUCGAUACCGAUAAAGGAGAGCAUUACAAAAUUACACCAUUGGGUCUUGAACAAGGUUGACGAGUUGGAAAUGAGAACAUGUUGGCUUAGCAGGUUUCCAUGAUAAAUUAAUCAAAUUAUUUAUAUUUUCAAAGCUAUCUUAUGUUAUUUGUUUUUCUUAUCACUAAAUAAUUGAGUUGAGAGUACUGUUUCAGCAUGUUGGGGAAAAGGGACGGAUGAAGAGCCAGUGAGGUAUCAGAAUGACAGCCUUGAAUCUUAAAUACCAGUAAUUUACCUAUAAUGAAGACAAUUAUGGAUAUAAUCAUGAUUUGAAAUUGUUCUUUUACCAUGUGCUUGUGAAUGAAAUAUUCAAAACACAUCUAAAGCUUCAACCCAUUCCGCUGUUACUUAAGUUCAUUUCUAUUUCUUGCUUUUUUAAAUGAUAGUAAAUAUUUUUAUAUGACAUUGAAAAUACUCAUUCUAUUACACUCACUAUAUUACUAUGAAUACAGUGUCACUUUCACAAACAGCAGUAUAGUAUUUCCACAAAUACAGUAAUUGAACACAGCAAUAAAUGAUUUUAAAAA
Molecule: messenger RNA, 4404 nt
Organism: Trematomus bernacchii (emerald rockcod)
Lineage: Eukaryota; Metazoa; Chordata; Actinopteri; Perciformes; Nototheniidae
Gene: podn
Product: podocan
Exons: 12
Coding region: 307-2070 (587 amino acids)
Molecular function (GO): protein binding
Source: RefSeq, a predicted model, not a curated record